Sinocyclocheilus rhinocerous is the source of this 1596-nucleotide messenger RNA. RefSeq names its product pseudopodium-enriched atypical kinase 1-like. The coding region runs from base 97 to 1596 and encodes 499 amino acids. The record is from RefSeq and is a predicted model, not a curated record. NCBI's taxonomy places the organism in Eukaryota, Metazoa, Chordata, Actinopteri, Cypriniformes, Cyprinidae. The transcript is spliced from 5 exons. Gene Ontology annotation, biological process: protein phosphorylation. Gene Ontology annotation, molecular function: protein kinase activity.
GUGUGCCAAUGAACAAGAAGAAAACUACAGGAACUGACAGUUGGAGGAGUGUGAACCAUAUUCACGAACACUCACACUUUCACACGCUAAACUACAAUGCAUCAAGCAACAGACUACACUCUCCUGGGAGCAUCAGGAGGGACAUCACCACCUGCACUGCCCAUCAAACAGCGCAGGAGCAGGUCUUCUUCAAGCUCCAUCCAGGAUCUAGAGCUGAAGAUGGGAGAUCUACACUUGCCUGGACCUCAGACCCCAGUGUCUCCAUUUAGUGAAGUAUUCACUCCUACUUACUGUAAUGCAGUCCACUGUCCAAUACAUCAUCGCUAUGAAAAUCACCAGGUGAGAUUCUUCUCAGAUGAAAUUCCUCCUCCAGUACCUAAAAAGAGUCUGACGAGAACCCUAUCCCUUCCAGCGGAGACUCUGGACCCACCUUACCAUGAUCAUACAAGAACCUGCAACUAUGAAAAUCCCCUAUACAUGAUAGCACCAUUCCAUGACACACUUAAACUACAAGAGGAAGAGGUACAAGUGGAGGAAUAUCAGGGUUUGUCCAUGCACAAGGUGACCUUUGAUACACCAGAUGAGCAACUUCAAAGUGUCUUCAGAAGCUUCCAGAGCCAUGAGCAAUUUCCCAUGGGCAUCCAAGAAUGUUAUCUUCAGUUUCUCAAGAACACGUUGCAGAACAUUGAAUCGAGCAUCUUCCUAAAUGAACAGGAAAUGGAGAUAGCAAAGACUUCUCAGCCUAAUGACUUUAUUUUGUGUGAGCAGCAGUGGACUGAGAGGGAUGCUUUCUACUUGGUGUGUUGUCCGAAGGUUCCUGGGAGACUGUUUUCAGCAAAGGUUCACAGAGGGGAUUCGGUAUCAGACUGCACCAUGUCCAUGCCACAUCCUAACGUUGAGCAAGGCUUGGUCCAUUUUCCACAAUGUACAGCUACAGAUCAAACUUCCAUCUCACAGCAUGUUCAGACAACUCCAGAGCCGUCACAUGGGGACACCACUGAAGUAUGCCAACAGCAAACAGUUGCUGAUCUUCUGAAGAAUGGUGUUAGUGUGACUGUGGUAAGAGACUUUCCAUUGGGAACACUGGAGGACUUUGUUGAGGAAGGACACUCUUUGCACUCCACCCUUCCUGAGGUUUAUGAGAGGAGGCUUUGUCUUCUUGCCCUCCAGUUGGUACUAGGACUACAGCAACCGGGACGUUUUAAAGUCAUUCACAGGGAACUGAAACCACAGAGUGUUACAUUAGUGUGGCCUAGUAUCAUGCGCAAAGUGGCUGACUCUAGGGAUUACCCUAGUGAGAUGAAAAAGGGAAGCAUGAAUACAGACACUUCUACAGGUACACCCGUGAUCACAGUAUCCACAGAGCAAACAGACGACGAGAGGACGAAAACCUUAUGGGAGAAGUGGGGCACCCCUCGUUUGGUCCUGAAGAGCCAUUUUGAGGAUGAAGUUUUGCAAGAAGCACCAUCCCAAGAGUUCCAGUUGGGGACUUUGCUGAGGUACUGCCUACAUCUCAACGACAGUUGCUCAUCUGUGUGGAAGGUGCCACAAGACACUCCAUACACUCCAGGUAAAGAAAUCAUUGCUAAAAUUUAA